AUGGUUCUCUAUAAACGAAAUAAUGUACUUGCCAAUCAGCGCUACUUCCAAGCUCCGUCACAAACGCCGUUAUGGAUCAAAGGAAAAAGAGACAAGUUUAUUGUCACCCUCGUCUUUGGUAUUCUCACUGUCGGUGUCGUAGGCUCUACUGUGGGUCUUGGCAAAUUGGUUAGAGGAAACAGAGAAUAA
Mycotypha africana is the source of this 189-nucleotide messenger RNA. RefSeq lists its product as uncharacterized. The coding region runs from base 1 to 189 and encodes 62 amino acids. Lineage: Eukaryota; Fungi; Mucoromycota; Mucoromycetes; Mucorales; Mycotyphaceae. The record is from RefSeq and is a predicted model, not a curated record. The transcript is spliced from 2 exons. Gene Ontology annotation, biological process: mitochondrial electron transport, cytochrome c to oxygen.